Xyrichtys novacula (pearly razorfish) is the source of this 13991-nucleotide messenger RNA. The record is from the annotation of a GenBank genome assembly. Lineage: Eukaryota; Metazoa; Chordata; Actinopteri; Labriformes; Labridae.
AGUAUUGUCCCAUAUGACUGUCCGUAGCUGUCCUCCCCGCAAUAUCUUCCGGAGAAACACAACAUUGCAAGGAAGGCGGAGUACAACGACGCAUUAGCUGUACGUAGUCGUAAUUUAGACAAUUUUUUUCUGUGUUUGUUAUUUUACUUGGGCACACAGCUCGCCCCUCUCCAUGCUAUUGUGCCGAGUAUCGGUUUUAGGCCAAACGCUAGCGAGAUGUGGACGGAGGUCACACCGGGGAGGCGGCCUCCUCCACCGUGCUCUCUCCUUCAGCUCCAGCCGCUGUCAAGGUGUCGGUUCAGGGGAAAGCAGCGCUCAGCCCGCAGAGACAGCCACCGCACAGGGACUGUACCGGGAUACUGUCCUCCUUCCCCGGACUGAUUUCCCCAUGAAACUUAGUGGACAGAAAUUACUGGACAGAGAACUCGAGAUACAAAAGGUACUGUGAUGGGUAGACUCCUAUGAUUACCCACCCAGGAAAUGUCGAGUUUACGUUUUUCUGUUUAUUGACAGCUUAAAUUAUGUUGCUGCUCAUGACCCAAGACUUAUUCUUCUUGUAGAUAAACUCGUGCCGUAAUUCGGCAUACAUUUUGAUGCUUUUAAAACCAGUUUUUCCCCCAAACCUCCUCAUUUGAGGCACAUGCUCUUAAGCUGUCGGUUUUGUCAUAGCUUUGAUUACACAUAAGAACAUGAUUUACAGCCCUUCAGAUUUACUUGUAUGUGCACAAUAAACAAAAACUAUAAAUGUUUCCUACUUUUGCAGGAGUGCGGUUUUGCAGAUUUGUACUCAUGGCAGAGAGUAAGAAAGGCCAAGAAGGAAUUCUGUCUUCAUGAUGGACCCCCGUAUGCUAAUGGAGAUCCUCAUGUGGGUCAUGCACUGAACAAGGUGAUCAGUUCACACUGUGCUCAUAAUAUUUUAGGUACUUCUUGCUUGUGUAUUGCACUAUAAUACCCAGUCAAUGACAAUUUCACGCAUUUUCAUCUUGUUUAAUCCAGAUCCUGAAAGAUAUGCGAAACCGCUUUGAGAUCCUGAGGGGGCGGCAGGUUCACUACAUCCCAGGCUGGGACUGCCACGGCCUGCCCAUCGAGCUGAAGGCUCUGGGGGAGUUAGGAACUGGCAGCCUGACUCCGCUGCAGAUCAGAGAGAAAGGUAAAAACAGGGCAUAGAGUAAGAUAACAUUUAGGGCCUUAUGGAGUUACAGCUUCUGUAAUUUGCUGUUGUCAACCCAUCCAGCACGGGCAUUUGCAGAGGGGGCCAUAGCUUGCCAAAAGGCCGCUUUCCAGCGCUGGGGGGUUGUGGCUGACUGGGACCAGUGCUACUACACCUUUGAUGGGGCCUAUGAGGCUGCUCAGCUGAAAGUUUUCCAGGAGAUGCACGGCAAGGUGAACUUUGCUCUGCUUUCUAUGACUGGUGUAGAGCUGUCAACAAUUAUCUAAAGUUUGGCGAUAAAACAUCAUCUGCGAUGAAUCACAGUUAAUUUUCUGUUGCUUAUGAUAAGAAACUUUGUAUAUAUUUUUUUACUCUUUGGACUGAUCAAAUAGCCUAAUACAGAAGAGAAACGUGUCUUGAAGUACAUGUCACAGAAUGUUUGAACUACAGGACAAGGGCAUACAAAACAGGCAUUGCUCGAUAGUGGAAAUCACUGCAUGGGCUCAAAAUCUGUGAACACAGUAGGUUGCUGCAUCUCCAAAUGCAUGUAAAGCUUGAAAACACCAUGUAUGAACAUGAUCCAGAAACACUGGGACUCCUCUUGGCCCAAGUAAAUUUGAGUUGGACCAAGGCAAAGUGGGAAACUUCCCUGUGGUCUGAUGGAUCAAAAUUUGACACUCUUUUUGGAAAUCAUGGAUGUUGUGUCCUUCCAUCUUAAUAUUAGAGGGACCACUCAGCUUGAUAUUUUCACAUAGUUCUGAAGCCAGCAUCCUUGAUGGUAUGGGGAUCAUCAGAGUCCAUGUCAUGGGUAGCUUCCACAUCUGCAAAAGCACCAUUAUAGCUGAACAUUAUAUACAGGUUUCAAAGGAACACAUAUUGCCAUCUAGACAAAGCCUGGCCUUGUGAAUGGCAAAUAUUUUGGGCAACAUAAACUUACAACAAGCUUAGCUGUGACUUGGCUUGCAGCCCAUUCUGACUUCCUCUUCAUGGUAAAGAGUUUUUUUGAUCGAGGAACUGCUUUUUCUUUUUUUCAUUUUAAUUCUCUGCUAUUUAAUCUGUAUUGUGAAAAAAAUAGUUAUAAAUCCUUCAAAAUGGUCGAUAGACAACUCCAACUAUUCCAGUAUUAUAUAUUACGAUAGACUGCUUCAACCAAACAGGAGAAAACAGUGAUUUUACAGUAUCACACAGCCCCAUUGGAGAGUUAAAUAGUCAUAUGAGUAGUGAUUGUUAAAGGGGUGGGUGUGAAACUGAAUUUUGUGUCUCAGUUUUCUGUGUCUUCUUAUUUCUUUGUGCUCUUCUUCUGCAGGGACUCAUCUAUCAGGACUACAAGCCAGUCUUCUGGUCACCUUCAUCAAGGUGCUGACUUGAUGUGCUUUUUGCAGAGUUUGUUGCAUCAGGGCCUCUGCGGUCUCUCACAAUCCACUUAAUUUAUCUGUAAUUAGAAAAGAAAAAAUCUCAAAUUCUGUCUGUUUCUGUACAGAACAGCUCUAGCCGAGGCAGAAUUGGAGUACAACCCUGAGCAUGUGAGCAGAGCCAUCUACGCCACAUUCCCCCUGAGCACGCUGCCUCCUAAGAUCACCUCAGAAGCAGGUAAUACAAAGACACUUAUAUACUCGCUAUUCAGACCUAAACCUCUUACUGUUGAAGACAACUAUUUACAAAGUUUGUGUGCAUGUGUGUUCCUCAGCUGGUCUGGAAAAUAUUUCUGUGUUGGUGUGGACUACCCAACCGUGGACCAUCCCUGCAAAUGAGGCUGUCUGCUUUAUGCCUAAUGCACAGUGAGUUAAAGCCAGAUUACAGAUAUUUCAUUAGAAAGUCUGAGCUCUCUGCUUACACUGCCAAUCUCUCAGCUACUGCAGUUUUAGUUUGCAGAAUUAGCUUCUUUUUUGUCUUGUUUGUGGAGCUGAACUUGUCUCGACUAUCUGUUUCUCACAUCUUUGGCAUGUAUUCAUGUAGUUUUUGGACAAAUCAGGUCAGAUAUUUUAGAUGAUUUUCUUGUUUGUUUUCACGUUGCUUGUAGUUUGGAUACAGUUGUAAACUCACUUCGGUCAUUCCUGACAUACAGAAGAUUUCUUGGAGCAAACAAACACUGAAAUAUCCCACAGUUACUCUGAGCUUUGUUGUGUGUUUCCAGAUAUUCUCUGGUGAAGCGAGCGGACAACUCCCAGCUGCUCUUUAUGGCCACUGAGCGCACAGCCAGCCUGGCAGCACUUCUGGGCACGGAGCUGGAGAGUGUGGACACCUUCACAGGUAAGAGAGAGGAAGAGAGCCCUGCAGGUUACUAUUUUGUGUAUCUAAGAGGGUUAUUUGCUUUCUUUUGGACAGCUAUCUUAGUUUUAGUCACAUUUUAGUUUUACUCUAGUGUUAGUUUACAAAAAGUGACCUGGGUUCAACCUCUCAUAUCCCGAAGUCCAAGACAUGCUCCUAGAUAGGCGUCAAACAGACAGUUUGCCACUCUUUCUGCUGCAUCCUCAUCUUCAAUAGUUACAGCUGAUCAGGACAAAGCAUUUUACGUAAUCUGCUUUUUGACGUAUCUCCAAACUGGGAUUAAAUGAAGUUCUAAGAUUGAGCUGUCAACUGUAAAAUUGACUUAAAGAAGGAAACGUCAUGUAUUACUCUGACGCCGCCCUGGUGGCUGAUUGUGUCUUUAUAAACAUCUGUCAAAAAUGAGGGAGAAGUGGAGGCAGAGAAGGUUAGUAACUCAGACUGUUACAGAAGUGUGUCGCUUGUAUUUUAGGUGACUGACAAGGUACCCCUGGGGUAAAAUAUGCAAAAAUGACUCAAAUGUGACUGUGUGUUUCGUUACAAACAUCAACACUCAAAUGUCCCAUCUUUUCUUCAAAGGCUCCCAACUGGAGGGAGGGAUCUGCAAACAUCCCACAAUUCCUGACAAGGAAGUGCCGCUGUUACCAGCCAAUCACGUGACCAUGGGAAAAGGAACGGGAUUGGUCCACACAGCACCAGCUCACGGCAUGGACGAUUACAGUGUGGCUUCACAGUUUAAGCUCUCUGUGGUGAGAAAACAAAAGAACAGGAAUAUUUUUAUAUUAUAACUGAUUGUUUUAUUACUGAAACAAAGUAGUGUGAUAUGUCGUCUGUGUGUGUCUGACUGAGUAUGUGUUUCUUCUGCUAAAGGAGUGUAUGGUAGAUGAGGACGGAAAGUUCACUGAGCUGGCAGGUCCAGAGCUGCAGAAUCUGCGUGUGAUGACGGAGGGCACAGACAAAGGUACAGCAUGAUACUUGAAGUGUUUUUCUCUGUCUUUGCAGAUAAGUAAGCAGUCUGUAACUUUGUCUUCUUCAUGUCUGUUGAACAUCUUGCAUUGGUCAGUGAUCUCCAUGCUGAAGGAAUGCGGGGCUCUGUUGAAGGAGGAGCAGUGUGUCCACAGUUACCCGUACGACUGGAGGACCAAACAGCCUGUCGUCAUCAGACCCAGCAAACAGUGGUUCAUUAACACAGCCUCACUGAAAGACAAGGCCAAGGUAGAGCUGGAGGACAUUUAUCAUCACAUGAAUCAUGAGAGUUCUCCUCCUGGUGUGCAGAAAGUUCUGUUACUUUACUCUCUAAUGCAUCGUGUGUGUUUUUCCAGGAAGCGUUGCAGAAGGUGCGUGUUUUGCCCGAGUCAGCACGGAGCAGCCUGUUGUCCAUGUUGGACAGACGGACCUACUGGUGCAUUUCCAGACAGAGAAGCUGGGGUGUCCCGAUCCCGGUCUUCUAUCACAAAGAGACCGGAGAGGCUCUCAUUAACAAGUAGGCUGCAACACAACAGUCCUGCAGACAAGCAGGCCUGGGAACAUGCUUGGACUCAGUAAAAGUGAUAUGCAUCAGAUUGUAAGAGAUACUCAACCUGCUGUGUGAGAAACUGAACAUCCUGCUUGUCUCUGCAGGCACACAGUGUCCCAUAUCGCAAAGCUCUUCAAAGAAAGUGGAAGCGAUUGCUGGUGGGAACUUCCUAUUGAGACUCUGCUUCCAGCAGAUGUGCUGAAAAAGGUCAGUUUAAUGUCAUAGGUACAGUCGCAGAAGAUGCUCUGACAGAAUUUCAUCCAUGGAGACAAAUGAACCAUAUCAGCAUGUGUCUGAAACAUGACAGAUAUCCACAUUUUUUCACAUACGAUCCAAUCUUGAUUCCUGAAUUUUGAUAUCUGCAGAUACCGAUACUAUUCUGAUACCAGCGCUCCCUUAGCUUUACCAUCAUUAUAAUCAUUAUUGUUUAUUUUAUAUGAGGCUGGAAUAAACUCCUCUCUACAGGCAAGUACACUACAGGCCAAAAGUUUGGAAGCAAGAUCAGAUUUGUACAAAAAAAGAUCAUAGUUUCAUAUAUAUAAUUUGCAACACAAUAAACAUGACUAUUGUGUAAAGAGUAACUUAUCAGAAGACGUUUAAGACUUUAAUUAUUAGGUAUUUGAGUUUAUUGUUGCUUAGACUUUGCUUUCUUUAAAGUAACCUCCUCUGGCUUUAACAGCUUGACAUAUACCAGGCAUUCGUUCCACAAGUUUAUUAAGUGGGAAUCACGUGACCCAUGGGAAUUCCCGAAAAAUGUCAUCCUCUAGUUUGAAUGCAGUUGAGAUUUAUUAGGAUUUUUGUAUGCAGACUCUCAAAAGCCAAAAAGUUGAAUUGAAUGAUCCAACUGUGAUUUGUUUUUUUGCUUUUGCACUGAAGUUGUGACUCUUGCAAAUGUUUUCAACCCCAAAACUAAGCCCUUAGUAUCUUCCCUAUUAUCCCUAUUAUCUGACAUAUAUCAAGAAUCAUUUGUACAGUAAUUUUAGACAAAGUUAAAACAAAGACAUGACUUAUGGAUUGGAAAUUUUCGCAGGUUGGAUCGGAAAUUUCCAAACCAUGAAUUGCAUUGUUAUCGGAACCCGAUACCGAUACUGAAUCGGAAUCAGCUCCAUGACAGACAAAAAUCAGCAUUUAGGGAGAUACAGACUUUGAAUCACACUGCUCAGUGCCUCCAGACUCCAUGGACGAAGUCAGCGUUGUGUCCUUGCAGAGACAGAAAUUACUGCAAAACACCGUACUUCUUCAGGGUGGAUUAUCUGUGUCAGCCUUUUGUUUUGGAGGUGGCUGUUUAAAAAGUGGCUCUGCUGCCAGUGCGUCUUUCCCUCUGACUUUGUUUCUUUGUUUGUGUCUCUAUCAGAGUAAAGCAGGUCCAGUGACUGACUACGUUUGUGGGCAAGACGUUUUGGACAUCUGGUUUGACAGCGGGGCAUCCUGGGCAGCUGUACUAGAAGGUACCCCUGUAAUAUUUUCACUCCUCUCUUUGUUUUGCAGAUUUGGAAGAAUUCAAACAUAUUUAGCUGUUUUGGUGUUAAGAAGAAUCUGAAGCUGGAGGUUAAAAUGGAUGUAAAAUCACAGAUGUUCAUACAGUCUGAGGAGUAGCAGUUGGUUUUCCAGCUUCUGCAGUGCUUUUAAUAACUUCAUUACUUUUACUGUGAGGAGCUGAGAAAGCUCCUUACACUUGUUUGAUGUAGCUCAUGAAUUAAGUUUCUCCAUUAAGGGACUGUAAGCACAAACAAAUCUGGAUUAGGUGGUGCAGUCACAGCAGACUGGGGUCACCUUGUUAGGUUUCUGCAGCUCAGCAGAAAUAGACAUGCAGUCUGUCAAUUCCCCAUCAAAAACAUCCAUGAGGACUGUAAUAUAGUAGCUGAUCUUUGAUAUUUACAACAGUGUGACAAUUUGGGGCGGUUUGGUUUGAAGAAGAUUUUAUUUUUUUUUUUUACAGAUUUUUUUUCAAGACUUAAAAAAAAAAGGUUUCAUGAAAGUUACUGUGACGAAUUUUAAGCAGGUGUUCAAACAGGUUGAAAUCAACACUGAUGUGACUUCAUGAACCACAAAAGCGAGAUUGUAUUUCUGUAUUUUAGAAAAAUGUGAAUGUUGCAGAGGGGAGGCGUCACAGGAAACACUUAAAGUUUCUGUAGGGAACUUUUAACUAGACUUUUAAAAGUAUCUCGCUUCUUUAGAUGUUUGUGUCACCUAAAACAGCAAAUGAGCCCAUUGGAGGGAAGAUAUUUCUAAAUAGUCUAACUCCUACUUUCAAGGUUCAUUGGUUGGGUCUGCCCACUGCCAAAACAAUUUACAGCAUGCAGGCUGGAAGUUACGGCACUUAUACAGGGACAUGAGAGGAGCAGUGAGUUGUUGCUAAGCUAGCCAGUGAAAACAGAGCAAAUAGCUACACAUGGCCGAUGAUGGGACGGGGUCCACAAGAAGAAAACAAAUUAGAGCAGAAGAACAAAAAAAAGCCAUAAGAGAAUGUGAUCAAGCGAGGGCAAAAACGAGGAUAAACAUUGGUUAUUCCUUCGCAAGGUGAAGAGAGUGGCGGGGCUUGAAGGGAUCCAAGUCGGAUCCUGCCCAAUUCCUCCUAGAUAGGUAACAUAAACUGUGUUUUUUUACACUGCUGGCUUAUUGAUAUGAAGAUAUAACAUUACAGAGGAAAGCUAGCUUUAUAAACUAAUCUGCGGAGUCAUCUAAUCUAAUCAUCGCCAGAACAAAGCCCUUGUAUGUGUCUUCACAACAGUAUGCGCAAGAGCUCAUGGGAAAUGCAGUCAUCAUUCCGACAAAACACUACUGCUUUUGUCCAUAGUGGCUGCCAAAUGCAACGGAAAAUGAAAACUCCAUUCAGCUGCUUUAACAGCAUGUUGAGGAAACAUCUUUUUUCAACAUGUCCAACAGCAAAUAUUCACACUAACUGUUACAUUUGACUGCUUCAAUGAUGAAGGGAGGAUGCCAUUUUUGCCAGACAUGCACAAUAAAGAGAGAAGUCAUAUCCUUUAUGUCCACAGGGGGCACCAAAAUCAAUACAAACGAAAAGUUCCUCAAAGGAGCUUUAAGUAGACUUAAUAUUGCAGCAAGAUGUGAAAAGUGUGAGCCAGAGUUUGUAGGUUUAUGUUGACAAAGUAAUGAGCUCUGAGAGUGGAAUGAUAAAGUCUGGUCUAUAAUGUGUCCUCUGUUGUGUUUAUAACUGAACUAGGAUAAUAAAAGAUUGAGCAAGAAUACUUGAGCUCUUACUCUGUCAUUGUUAUAUCUGUUCAUUGGGUUUCUAAGAAAAACUUAUGGAGUCACUUUUGUCCUCUGUAAAACAUGUUUUAAAAAAGAGUGUGUGAUGGACUAAAAAUCAGUCAGCCAAUUAGGAUUAAGUCUAAAAGCAUGUAGAUCCAUAGCCAGUUUUUUUUUUUUUUUUUUUGUUAAAGUCUGGAGAAAGAGCGUCUGUUUCAUUGGAGAUGUGAUGUGUUAAAUUCUGACUCACAGUCUCAUUCAAAUGAUUCAUCAUUUCACUGUGGUCAUUUGGUGUUUGUCGUUGUCACUUCCAGAGGAGACAGAGGAAGACUCUGAAGAGCCUGAGUCACAUCUCAGCUGGCUCCCUGCUUCACUUCGUAAACCUCUGGUCACAGGUUAAAAGAGAGAUCUCGCUGAGUCAGCAGUAUUGUCUUCUAACAAGUCUCUGGUCCUCUGUGUCUGUGUUUCAGAGGCUUUUACUCCUCUGUCUUAUCCCUCUCUUGCCUUCUCUGUUUCCUUCUUGGUCAUUUUGUAGUUUGUAUAGUGUAAUGGGUAUCUAACCUCUGCAAAUUAAUUUGAGACCAAGACUGUUUAAAUGUAAGAGGAGGAGUUAUUAUGAGAGCCAAACAUGAAUGACAGAGACUGCAUGACUAUCAGCCUUUUCUUCUCUGUCUCUGGAUGCAGGCUGCACUCUAAACACCUCUGAGAAAACCCUGCAGCAGUUUCCUCUUUUUCAGGAAUGGCCAAAAACCUUUACACCUCUCUGCUCUCUGUUCUGUCCCUGGUUUGGUUAUUGAAAAGCUUUUUCCCAAAUGUUAGGUGAAAACUGAAACAGUGACCAUAAAGAUGCUGCUUAGUCAUCUUCAGAACUUCUUCUAACACUGGCUGGUCUGUCUGUUUGAUAUUUCUUCUCCUCGGGACACACUAACAUUUUAAUUCACCUUUCAAUUCUGGCCUGAGUGAAAGAGUGAUCCUCUUUUCUCUGUUUCUCCCAGAGUCAGACUCCAGGGCAGAUGCCUACAUCGAAGGCAAGGACCAGAUUGGAGGCUGGUUUCAGUCCUCGCUGCUCACUAGUGUUGCUGUCAGGAACAAAGCUCCUUACAAGUAAGCUAAACCUGAGAUCUGUACAAUAGGGUUAGGCUCCACACCUGAUCAGGGUGAACUUGACUAUAUUUUGACUGUAUUUUUUAUGUUUUUUCGACAUGUAAAUGUAGGAUGAAACAUCUAAAAAACACAUUUGCACCUUAAAGUAUCUGUAAAAUGGUGUCAUUUUAUCUUUAUGACCUCUAAAUCCCAAACCAGACCGUUACAGGAAGAGUAUUGUUCCAUAAAAUCACCAUAUUGUUGCAAUACUAACGAUAAACCUGAAAAUAAAACAUGCUGUCAGCGAAAUUUUGGAAAAAUAGACACAACUCCUUAAAUUUACCGACAGAUACUAUGAACUUGUCAAAAUCCAUUUCUAAUGUUGUUCAAAUUGGGGAUUCAUUCACAUGAGCAAAGCUGUGACGGAGACUUCUUUUGAAAUGAUGCUUUUAUUUUGAAGUAUGCUGUCUUUGGUAGAUCAUAAGAUACAGGUACAGAAUAUAGAUAGUUAAAAGAACAAUUAAAUAUUUGUAGGGGUGUCCUGAUAUAACUUUUUUACUUUCUAUAUGAUACCGAUACUGUAGCCUUCAGUUUUGGCUGAUACCGAUAUUGAUCCGAUAUUAGCACAAACUUGUGCAUGACAAGUUUUGCAACUCAGCUGCAAGGUCUUUUUCAGACUUUGUUAGUAGCUUAGUACACGCUGUUGUUGUGAUCAUGUGGGUUCUGCAUGCUGCAUCCAGGCGCUGCUAGAUAAAGGUGCUGGAGCAGAGUCUGGAAUGGACUGCUUGUAUCGGAUUGCUGAUUUCGGAUAUUUUAGAUGCAGGCCAGUAUAAUCCGAUAUUUGGUUUUUUGCUCAUAUUGAACCAAUAUCCAAUAUUAAUAUCAGAUUGGGACAUCCCUGAAUAUAUGAUUGAUUAGUGACCUGAACAGGCACAAAUUCAAUUGUAGAUUUUAGAUUCAUAAUAGAUCUUUGAAUGUCAGUUUUAAGUGUUUUUCCCCUCUCAGAGAGCUGUUAGCAAGCUCACCAGCAGCUGCCCCAUAUCGUCUGUUUCUUUCAUGAUAAUUCCAGGCAAAACUUUGUAACGAGUUGCAGGUUUUAGAACUAAAAGGCAGCCGUGGAGAUUUGUCAUGAGGGAAUACGAAUGAGAAAAGAUAUGGAUGUGGGACUUUAUUCACAGGAGCCUAAAGAAAGUGCUUUAAGUCGAGUCUUUCUGCGAAACCUAUAUUUUGCGUCAUAAAAAUCAUAGAGAAUGUUGAACCGUAGCCUCACUUUAUACACCAGAAGGGGCUAAUGGUGUGUGGUUUUUGUGUUUAGGUCUCUGGUGGUCCACGGCUUCGCUGUUAGCGAGAAAGGAGAGAAGAUGUCCAAGUCUGUGGGAAACGUAGUCAAUCCUGAUGAAGUCAUAAAUGGAGGAAAGGUAAGAUGCCUCUGCACAAGGUGAAAGGUCUGAACAAAAAAUUUUAUAAAGUUUGGGGUCACUGAAAGAGGAUGGAUGAAUUUUAACUAAACCUGCAGUGGCAGAUACUCAGCUGAUAAGGUGAUAACAUUUUUAUGAUCUGAUUUCUAAACAUUUACUUAAACAUUCUUGAAAAGGUUGACUGAGGCUCCUCUUGAAUAAAGAAAACUGAAAUCCUAUCCUUUGGUCAAUUACUGUCAAAUGAAGUAUAUGCAGAUUAUUUUCAAAAGCUGCAUAUGUUGACUCAUAUGUUGUAAACAUAUUAUCACACAAGGUGUGUUACGGUGAGAAUUAACUUAUUAGCUGAACAUCGAGUAGCAUGAGAUAGCAUUAGCCAUAUUCACAGUAAACACUACACAUUAGUAUAGCAUCCAACUUGGACUGUAAAACAUCAUAAAACUCACUUCUGACACAAUAAAACACACACAAUAAACCCGGGAUGUACAGGUGAAUAAUAAGUAAAAACAGGUAAGAGGAAAUUCACAAACUAUCCACUGCUGCAUGAGGAGGAAAACUGAACUUUCACUGCUAAGGCAUCUCACACACAAGUGUGGUGCAGUUCCAUUGCAUCAGAGCAUGCAUUCACGAGCAUAGGUCAAAUAAUACCUAACUGUAAAACACAAUAUAACUGCACAGUAUUUACUUGAAAACGAAAGUGUUAAAUGUAUAUUUCAAAUAAGAAAUGUAAAAAUCAGACUUUUUUCUGCAAAUUUAGCUCAAUUAACACAUUAUGCAUUCAUUUAAAACAUUUUCCAGUGAAGAAACACAACUUUACAAUCUUUUACCCCUUUAGACGUCAUUCAUUUGUAUUUUGAUAUUAACAUUUCUCAAAACAGAUUGGCAAAAUUCAUCUGUAACCCUUUAAAGAAGCAUCUUAUAAACACGUCAUACCUCAGCACUCUUGUGUGGUUUGUCAUCUCUGCUGCUCCACACUUACUCUCCUGUCUGUGUUGUUUUCAGGACUCCGGUAUGCCAGCCUACGGUGCAGACGUGCUGCGUUGGUGGGUGGCAGAGUCAAACGUCUUCUCUGAGGUUCAAAUUGGACCCAGCUCUCUCAAUUCAGCCAGAGAGAGCAUCAACAAGGUGCCAGAAGCAGCAAAAACUCUGCAGAUGUCACUCACACUCUCUUAAUAUUAACACUUUCGUCUGUCCGUCUCUGCAGCUGAGGAACACGCUGAAGUUCCUGCUCGGUAACCUGCAGGGCUUCGAUCCUCGUGUUCAGGCUGUAGAUCCCAAAGAGAUGCACUACAUCGACCAGUACAUGUUGCACCUGCUGCGAGAAUUCAGCAUCAAGGUGUGUUGAGAUGUUAACACAGAUGCUGCUGACACACAGAGAUAGACUCAUGGUGCCUUUUUCCACAGUUUCUCCUUCAUUGAAUCAUUAUCAUACAGUUGAAGAAAACAGUUUGUGUGUGUGUGUGAUACACGUCUGUUUCCAGGUGACAGACGCCUACAGUGAGUUUGAUGCUGGCAGAGUAAUCCGGAUCCUCCAAGCCUUUAUAAGCAGAGACCUGUCCAGCUUCUACUUCAGCAUCAUCAAAGACAGGUGAAGACUUCCUCUGUGUUUUGUUUAGCUGUUACUGUGUUUUACUUCAGUUUGUUUAAACUCUCUCCCCUCCACCCUCCUUCCCCUCUCUGCUCAUCAUUUUCCCCUGGUUUGAUCAGACUGUAUUGUGAUCCCGAGGACUCUUUGGGCAGAAGAUCAUGUCAGACUGUUUUAGAGGAAGUCCUUGACGGAGUCACUCGGUCUGUCGCUCCCAUCCUCCCUCAUCUGGCUGAAGAAGUCUAUCUCCACGCACCGGGACACGAUGGUAUGUGGCUUUCAGUUUGUGUUAUCAGACUUUAAAGUUUGUUUUUAUAAACUGUGGUUGUUUUUGCAGAAGGGGAGACGUUGUUCAAGAGCGGCUGGGUCAAAAGCAGUUCUGUGUGGCGGCGACCGGGAUUAGAGGAGGCGGUGGAGGGGGCGUGCGCCAUCAGGGACACCUUCCUGUCCUCCAUUCCUGGAAAAAAUUCUACUCAGUACGACCUGACCAUCGCCAUCGAACCCGGACUGCUGUUUGAACUCAUGGAGGUAUUUAGAUGAUGUACUGUUACUUGGAAGUCUAUCUGAAGGGAUUUUACUCGUAUGCAGACUCACCAACUCCUGUGUUUGAAUUUCAGUCUCUCCAGGAAGAGCCGUCCUCUACCUCCUCUCAACUGGCUGAACUGAUGAUGGUGGCGCGGGUUAACCUGACCAGUAAGCUGCCCAGAGACCUGCCACAUGACGCCGUGUUGAGCCACGGGACCUUUCUCAUCAACCUGGAGGGUGAGGGAACUUUUGACGUACCAUUCAAAUGUUGUAUUACUGAGUGAACUUCAUGCUCAGUGUGUGUGUGUGUGUGUGUCCUUCAGGCGGCGUUAUCCGAGAGGACAGUGCCUACAGUAUAGCUGUAGUUCCCACCUCUGCGUCCCGCUGCCCGAGAUGCCGACGCUACACCUCCGAGUCAGCUGACUGCCUGUGCCCUCGUUGCCAGACUGUUGUCUCUCUGGCUCAGUGACAUAUGACAAAGAAUGUGUCGCCAUGACAGCCAGGAAACACCACCUGGGCCUGAGUAUUGACCUGGUUUUCCCAUCCCAGCCUUUAUGAACUGAGUGUUAUUGUUGCCUCACUGCAGUUUUCUCUCAUUUUGGCACAGCGCUUGCAUCAUCAGAGAACGGCUUUAAAAGCAUAAACACAAACGUUGCCUGACUCCACUGUUCUCACACACCUGGACUCCAGAGCAGCAGGUGAAACCGGAGAAGCUGAACAUGUCAAAGAUGGCCACUGUCACCUUCCUGUGGUCUGAAUCUUGCAUUUGAAUCUGUCACUGCACAAGCUGGUUUACUGUAAAUAUACUUGGAAAGUCAUGAUGGAGGAUUUUGUUUGUUUAUUGAAAAGAAAUUUACUACUAUGAGUGUCACUGUGUGACGAAAGUAAAGAAUUGGUUGCGGGUUCUGUCUUUGUAAAAUCAGUAAAUAUACCCUGUUCCUCUUUAAUUUUACCCUUGAAUAAAUGCUGUAUGAAAACAUUGUACCUAAAUUAUAAAUAAAAGUCAGGGCUUAAAACAAGGAAAUGUGUGUGCCUGAAAUGUAGAGCAAGGACAGUUUAUGUGCCUGACAGUUUUUUAGGGGUGAGGAGAAAGAACAGAGGUACAGAUUGAAUAAGUGAAUGUAUAACAAAGGAACAUGUUUAUUAUUUUAACUAAUAGAAGUGAAAAUGAACAUACAAAUAUAAAUCGGUUAUGACAAAUUUUGCACAUUAUCCAAAAUAAACAAAAAAGAAUAGGCACGG